AUGUCUUCAAAUCAACCAAACGCACGGAAUCAACCUUUCGCUUCGACGGAGAAUUUAAAUCACAAAUUCAAGCGUUGUUCAACAAAAAUUCAAAUCGACUCUCGCAUUUCCUCGCAUUUUUUCGAACAUCACGGAGCUGCACCGACGGAGCCAAGUAUCGGCUGUGUUAAACGUCAAGCUCGUUUGUUUCGAUUCAUUAUCAUGGGUCAGGAUUUAUUAGGAUUUGUGAAGGCCUUGUUAGGCUUGGUAGGCUUGUUAGGCCUGGAUUGGUUAGGAUUAGGUGAGGCCCAAGGGUUUGGUCGACCGGUUUGGGAUUAG
This is a messenger RNA of Melampsora larici-populina 98AG31, 318 nucleotides long. RefSeq lists its product as uncharacterized. NCBI's taxonomy places the organism in Eukaryota, Fungi, Basidiomycota, Pucciniomycetes, Pucciniales, Melampsoraceae. The transcript has 4 exons. The record is from RefSeq and is a predicted model, not a curated record. The coding region runs from base 1 to 318 and encodes 105 amino acids.